This is a messenger RNA of Mesocestoides corti, 1788 nucleotides long. NCBI's taxonomy places the organism in Eukaryota, Metazoa, Platyhelminthes, Cestoda, Cyclophyllidea, Mesocestoididae. The record is from the annotation of a GenBank genome assembly.
AUGGACCAAGACAGUGUUGUCAGCGCCAGAAGUGAAAAGAGUAGUCUUACUCAACAGCAAACUGUGCUCCAGAACUUUCCAGUCCAAGGCUGUGAUCCCAGACAACAAAUGAACUUCCCACCACAUGUACCCUCGGCCUGUGCCUUUCCAGGAGAAGGUAAUCGAGGCCAUUCUGAAAUGCAUAGCCGUGGCAUGCCUAUCGGGCAAGCUCAGAUGUUCCCACAUCAAGGUCCAUCUGUUUCACAACAUCCCGGUUUUAAUUCUAGCUGGAACACUCCCCAACCACCGACCAAUCAACCAUUUCUCCCUUAUGCCUCCCCGACUAUGUUUCCUUCCCAACAGUGCAUGAACAUGAUGGGAUGGUCUGGACCUCCGCAAAUGGCUGGUUGCCAGCCUUCAUCAGCCUUUCCCAUGCAACCACUUGCUCCUUCGUCAAAUCAGUCCUACCCUCAGAGUCAGUCAAAUCAGCCCCUUAUUCCAAUAGACACGAGUGGUGUUGCCCAAAAGAUAUCGCAUGCCCACACUCCGGCUUCUAGUAACAGAGGCGGAACUCAGCAGAUUGAUCAGUACGGCCAUGACGAAAAUGCGUGGGUGGAGAAUGCUACGGCUGUUACUGGGGCUACAAGCGAGACCGGAUUGAGUGCAGACAAUUUGUCUCGUUUCGGAGCUCGUUAUGGCCUUUUAGCUUCAUUGGGGAUUAACAACAGCCCUAACUCAUGUAUUGGUGGAGCUGCUGCAGCUUUGAUCCGAACAGAAAUUGAUGAUUUUCAGACGUAUGCAUGCACUCGACUGCUUGGAUUUCUAGUGUAUUUUGGUCUUGGAUUUUGUUCAGUCUGUUCUCCUGUUCUUAUGGUUAUAUUUCCAUAUCUACCAUAUAUUGGCUGGACUACGGAUAAGUGUGAUCAUACAUGUGAGGGUCAUCUUAUUGGGAUGGCAGUGAAAUUGGCAUUAUUGAGUCUGGGGACUUGGAUCUUAAUGGCUCCUCAUUGUCCUAUUUUUACUGGUGGUCGUAAGGUUCUUCCAAGGGUGAGACUAUGGCGAAGUCUCUUUCUCUGCCUCAUUUUUGUCAUUCUGUUCGCAUUUUGGCUGUUCUAUAGUGUACGUAUCCUCCAACCACGGAGACGAGACUAUGGAUCUAUUGUUUUAUUUUCUAAAAGCUUGUCAGAUGCUUUACUUUUCCUGAAUUUCUCUGGCAUUGCUCUUUUGGAAUUUCAACGGCUGAGAUCUCACUAUGCAGUUCAUGUAGUCAGGUCUCCCGAUGGUGCUUCAAAAACCUAUAGACUAGGAGAUAUGUCCCUGCAAAAGGCGGCACUUGAGAUUUUGCAGAUGUAUAUGGUUGAUUUUACCGUUUACACGCAACCUCUCUCCUCGGGUAGCCGUAGAAACAAACGCGGGGGUUCUGCAACACAUGGUGGUGAUGCUGGAAACGGCACAAACAACGCAGGCGGUGGCGAUGUUGGUGGCUCAAAAUACAAGUUUUACGACGUUGAUGGUCGUGACAAAAGUGGAACGCAGACUCCUGGCGGUAACCAGACGAGCGGAGGAGGUGGAAAUGGACCGUCUGCGUCUGCCCGUCUUUACGACGAGAUAGAGGCCGAGAAGCGGGUCCGCAAGCGUCGAAUGCGUCUUCUCCUAGCCGUGGAGGAUGCCUUUGCUCAUGCUGGUCGAAUGGCCAGGGAGGCAACCGCUGGGGCAAGCGAUCUCAAUCGGAACUCCAUUGGGAGUGAUCGCCUGGCAGGUGGCCUCUCGCCAUUUCAAAAUGGUUUGUGUUGGUUUCUGCACUUUUAA